Drosophila virilis is the source of this 1607-nucleotide messenger RNA. The record is from RefSeq and is a predicted model, not a curated record. NCBI's taxonomy places the organism in Eukaryota, Metazoa, Arthropoda, Insecta, Diptera, Drosophilidae.
ACACACACACACAUGAGUGGGGCACGCACACACAGCAACUAGUAAAUUCUGCGACACUUACGAAAAAUAUUUUUUUUUUUGUGUGUGUGUCGCCUAUGUUAAACAAUUUCUAUUGCUAAUUCCACUGCACAUUGUUUGCACACAUUCGGCCAGUUGAGGCACUUGGCUGGCAAUUAUUGUUUAGUUUUAAUUGUUAUGCGUUUUGUAUUAAAUCGAGUUAAUAUAAAUUUUUGUUGCGUGUUUUGCUGUUGUGUGCAACGAGUUUUUUUUUGGUACUGUGUGACCGAAGUGUGCUAAAAAUUCAACAGCUGUUUUCUGUGGUAAAAUCUGGUCACAUCAAGUCUGUUAAAAAUCCCAAAAAUGGUCCUACUUUGGGCCAUCACUUAUCGAUAAGUGCUAUACUUUAGUUAAACAGUGCCAUUUUGAGUUUAGCAGAUGUUAAGGCAAUCUGAUGAGCCCCCUGGGGGCCAAUUGCAGGCGCGCGCUGCACUUGAAGAGGCGCGAGUUGUACCAGCAAUGCUUUCAAAUACUGGGCGUUCACGAAUCCGCCGACCAGGAAACGGUUCGUCGCGCCUAUUUGGACUUGGUAAAGCGGGUGCAUCCCGAUGCGGACACCGACGAGGCGAGUAACGAGCGUUUCCAGCAGGUGGACGAGGCGUUCAAAAUGCUGCAGGAAAAGUUCGCCAAGAGUCGACGCAACAUCAACGAAGACGAGGAGGAGGAAAUGGUGUUUGAUAUCAAGCACACGGCGCCGCAGCAUCGCCAAUAUUUGUCCAAUGAUGGCAUUGGCGUGGGCACGCCCACCCAACGCCAGAAGCAAUAUCAACAGGUGCGUGCGAUGAAAGCACAGGAGCGCGUACUGGAGCAUCGCAUCGAGAAGGCAGCUGCCGAGGAGGGUGCGUUAAUGCGCAAAGGCGGCAGCUAUUAUGGAAAGCAUGCGAUCAAGACCAAAUACGGCAUUGAUCGUGUCGUCGAGGAUCUGAUACAGGAGGCCAUGUCCAAGGGCGAUUUCAAUAAUCUGAAUGGCGCAGGCAAGCCGCUAUCCAGCGCCCAGUCACAGAAUCCCUAUCUGGACUUCACCACGCACAAGCUCAACAAAAUAAUGCUGGACAAUGGCUUUACGCCGGAAUGGAUUACGCUCAGUCGCGACAUACGCGAGGCUGUCGGCAAAUUGAAGCAGCAGAUGCGCAUCGAGCGCAGCUACUACGGCGAUUGGCCCCUGGCCACGGCCCAGGAGCAGGCAGCCUGGCAGAAAUUUGUUCAGUCGCAUGCGGCCGAUGUGGAACAGCUGAACAAAACAAUUGAUAAGUAUAAUCUCAUAGUGCCCAUACUGGAGAAUCAAUACUUUCGCCUGAGCCUGGACAAGCUGGCCGAAUGCAUCUUCAAGGAGCCGGACUUGCCGCGCAACGUGAAGCGCCAGCAGGACGCAGCCAAGAUUGCGACUGGGGCAACCAGCGAAAGGGGCUUUAUGGUAAAUCUCUUCUCAUUCUUUCUGUAAACUAAAUGUUAAAUAAUAAUGCAUAAUUGGUGAUAUUAGAUUAGAUUAGAGCAUGCAUCGUGAUAUGUAAAUAAAGCAUAUGCCAAAGCAAGAAAAUAAGUUAAAUAUA